UGUUCGACGCGUCUCUGAAUGUAUCCGCCUCGGUCCCCACCUCAGCCUUCGCUGCGCACGCCCCUCGUAUUUCAGGGCUUACCGUGCCCACCACCUGACUCCGCAUGUUUGCGUCUGUUUCCUCCCUCUCUGGCCCUGUGUUACCCCAUCACCCGACUCUGGCCACCGACCUCAGGGCCGAAGGGGAGGGGGUGUGCAUAGGAACGCCUUGCGGAGUCCGCCCCGUCCCCCGAGGGGAGGGGGCUUGUACAUACUGUAAGAUACAGAGUAUAGUGAAUAAUCUAUUUAAGGCGCCGCAGGGAGGGCUGCACGGCCGGGCUUGUGGUUCUCUGGCGCGGCGGGGCCACCUGCCAGCUCCGCGGGCACUUUCUACUUGUGCAUGGGCUUGGUUUAUACGAAUUGCCAUUAAACAUCGCUGCACCAGCAAGCCUCCGGCCUCUGUCUGCGCGGGAGGGGUGGGGCAGGGCGGGGCCUCGGCCGGCUGGAAGCAGCCACGCGCCCCGGACCUCGCAUCUGCGCCCAGGCAGGGAGGGUGCGGAGUUUUCCGCCUCCGACGUGUUUCCGGCCUUAAAGGCAUUCCGCCCUUCCCUUUAAGACGCACCGCCCCCCUCUCAGUCACUCCCAAGAUGGCGGACCUACUGGGCUCCAUCCUGAGCUCCAUGGAGAAGCCACCCAGCCUCGGUGACCAGGAGACUCGGCGCAAGGCCCGAGAACAGGCUGCCCGCCUGAAGAAACUACAAGAGCAAGAGAAACAACAGAAAGUGGAGUUCCGUAAAAGGAUGGAGAAGGAGGUGUCAGAUUUCAUUCAAGACAGUGGGCAGGUCAAGAAAAAGUUUCAGCCAAUGAACAAGAUAGAGAGGAGCAUACUACAUGAUGUGGUGGAAGUGGCUGGCCUGACAUCCUUCUCCUUUGGGGAAGAUGAUGACUGUCGCUAUGUCAUGAUCUUCAAAAAGGAGUUUGCACCCUCAGAUGAAGAGCUAGAUUCCUACCGUCGUGGGGAGGAAUGGGACCCCCAGAAGGCCGAGGAGAAGCGGAAGCUGAAGGAGCUGGCCCAGAGGCAGGAGGAGGAGGCAGCCCAGCAGGGACCUGUGGUGGUGAGCCCUGCCAGCGACUACAAGGACAAGUACAGCCACCUCAUCGGCAAGGGAGCAGCCAAAGACGCAGCCCACAUGCUACAGGCCAAUAAGACCUACGGCUGUGUGCCCGUGGCCAACAAGAGGGACACCCGCUCUAUUGAAGAGGCCAUGAAUGAGAUCAGAGCAAAGAAGCGUCUGCGGCAGAGUGGGGAAGAGUUGCCACCAACAUCCUAGGCACCCCGCCCAGCUCCCUUUGACCCCUGGGGCAGGGCAGGGGACAGGGAGGGACAAGGCUGCUGCUAUUAGAACCCAUCCUGUAGCCCCACCUCUGAACCGCCUCCUACCAGCUGUCCCUCAGGCUGGGGGAAAACAGGUGUUUUAUUUGUCACUGUUGGAGCUUGGAUGUGUGUGUGUGUGUGUGUGUGUGUGUGUGUGUGUGUGUGAGUGUGAAUGCACAAGUGGGUAUUUAAUCUGUAUUAUUCCCUGUUCUUGGAAUUUUCUUCCCCAUGGGGCUGGGGUUACUUUACAUUCAAUAAAUACUGUUUAACCCAA
Messenger RNA from Saimiri boliviensis boliviensis (Bolivian squirrel monkey), 1628 nucleotides. RefSeq names its product sperm associated antigen 7 (gene SPAG7). Gene Ontology annotation, molecular function: nucleic acid binding. The record is from RefSeq and is a predicted model, not a curated record. Lineage: Eukaryota; Metazoa; Chordata; Mammalia; Primates; Cebidae.